UGGACUCACAGCGCUUCCGUCCGACGCCAUUUUGAUGAAACAGCGACGAGAAGGGAAAUCGACGUCUUGCGUGACGGUGUUGGAUUUUGUGUCCAUAGACGCAUUGUGGAAACCUUUUCGCCGAGCAACACGACUGAUGGACCAGAAGAGGAGAACGCUCCCAUUUUGGGUUCAGCCGGUGUUGGCAUUAUGAUUAGUUAGCAUAGCUUGUUAGCACGGCCCCUAGUCGGUCAUUGCGUUAGCUUGCGGCGCAUGUCUGGCUACUUGUGUCACUGUGUAGCGGGCUAACGUCGAUGUGUUUCAUGUUAAGUUUGCGUCAAUUGUCGUUUCAUUAGACAUUCCUCUUAGCGUAAACGUUGUGGACUCGUUUCUACUGCCUCCACGCAGUUCUGUGGACUUUUGGGACGUCUUAACAAACCACGGACUACUGCUAGCAACAUUAGCUAGCGGCCUCGCUUUUCGCUCAAGGACUUUUCAUGGCGGAUGUGGCCUUUUUUUUUAAACGACACUCUAAAUAAUAGGAGUACACUCUAUUGUAUCCACUCGGACUGUGGUGGCACCCUGUUGUUGUGGGUUUUGUUGGACUUUGAGGACUGACAAAAGGCACACGGGCCGUCGGUUGGCGCGCCAGCCUUUAAUGUCGACGUCUUUGGUUGGGAUUAACAAGGACUCUUCGUCACUUGCGAGCUGAGCCACUCGCCCAUUUUAAUCAAGCCCUUUAAGUUUGUCCAGUGUUUCAGCCCAUUUACAGCUUUACGUAUUAAAAGUUACCAGGUUUUGGCCUCCUGUGUUGAGUGUUGACGCUGUUUUAUUUCGUUACCAAGCCUGUCUCUCCUCCCUCCUCCUCCUCCCCUCUUGUACCUGACCUAUAAGUGCUUCUAGGCCUGUCACAAAAUGUCGUGUGUUCACUACAAGUUCUCCUCCAAACUGGACUACAACACGGUAACUUUCGAUGGUCUCCACAUUACCCUGAGUGAGCUCAAAAGGCAGAUCAUGGCCAGGGAGCGCCUCAAGGCCACAGACUGCGACCUGCAGAUCACCAACGCGCAAACUCGGGAAGAAUACACGGAUGACGAAGCCCACAUCCCCAAACACUCAUCGGUGAUUGUCCGCAGGACUCCCAUCGGCGGAGUCAAGCCUGCAGGCAGGACGUUCAUUGUAGAUCGUUCUGACACUUCUGUGGUGGGAUCAUCCAGACCCACCGACUCCUCUCCUUCUAUGUCUCUCGCCCAACUCACAAAGACCGCUAACCUGGUUGACGCAAAUGCAUCCGAGGAGGACAAGAUUAAAGCAAUGAUGUCUCAGUCAAACCACGACUAUGACCCCAUUCAUUACUCCAAAAAAGCAGUCGGACCGCCACCUGCUCACUACACCUGUUUCCGGUGCGGAAAGACUGGCCAUUACAUUCGCCAGUGCCCCAUGCUUUUGGUCCAAGAUAAGAGCUUGGAGGGUCCCAAGCCAGUAAGGACUAGUAAGGGGAUUCCUCAGAGCUUCAUGGUGAAAGCAGAUCCUGGCACCAAAGGAGCCAUGUUGACCAGCACUGGAGAAUACGCCAUACCAGCUAUAGAUGCGGAGGCGUACGCGCAAGGAAAGAAGGAGCGUCCGCCGUUUAUCCCACAUGAUCAGUCUUCUUCCGAGGACGAUUCAGAUCCCAUCCCCGAUGAGCUCCUGUGUCCCAUCUGCAAUGACCUGAUGACAGACGCUGUGGUUAUUCCUUGCUGUGGAAACAGCUACUGUGACGAGUGUAUCCGGACUGCCUUGCUGGACUCUGAGGAGCACAUUUGCUUCACAUGCAAACAGUCAGAUGUUUCCCCUGACAAUCUCAUAGCCAACAAGUUCCUUCGACAGGCUGUGAACAACUUUAAAAAUGAGACGGGCUACACCAAACACGGGCGAAAACAGGUCCCACAUUCGGUGCCCCCUCCUCCGCGGCUGCACCUGAGCAGGCCUCUCCACUCCAGGCAGCAGGACCCUCUAAUGGCCAACAUCGCCCAGCCUCCUGCUGCUGUCAGCGUGACCCCUGCGCCUCAAGUUCAGGCCCCGCCCCCAGCUUUGCCUGCUCCUUCCGUUACCACCACUUCUACUCCUACACCUACUCCGCCUUCUUCCCCCCCUCCUCCUCCUCAUGCCGAUGUUGUUGAAGAACGACAAAAUGCUUCACCAGCUCCCGCACCUGUUGUGGACCACAGUUCUUCCCGGGUCGCCAUCAGCCAAGGAGAGCCACCCCCACCAGGGGAGACAGACCCAGCGAACAUUGUUAUGCCAAGCUCAUCUAAAAAUGCAGACAGAGACAGACAGGGCUACCAAUUGAAUCUUGGCCCGCCACCAUCUUCAAGGCCAACUCAUCCAUCAAGCCAGCAUUCCCGAUCCAACCAACAUCACAGAGGAGGCAGACACUGGGAAAGGUCCUACAGAAGCAGAGGUGACCCGCCCUCCACUCACCUCCCAACAGCUCCACCUCCUCUACCUGCUCCUCCCAUCUAUGCGACACCAUCCCUGUACCCACCCCCGCCGCAGCCCUACCCGCCCUUGUACCCCACUGGCCCCGGCCUCAUCCCACCUCCUACGAUGGGUUACCAGCCUCAGCCCAUGUAUCCCCCUGGACCCCCAGGGGUCAACACGCCCUGGGGUGCCCCCGGUAGCCAACCCCCACUUCUUCCCCUGCCCCCAUCCCUCAACCUCAAUCCACCCCCUCUCUCGAAAGAGGACUUCUACAGGCAGCGACACCACCGACAAGACAAUAUUACAUCUAAACUGGAUGAAUUUACAAAAGACUUCCACAAAGAGCUCAUGAAGUACCGAAAUGCACCAAAGAGGCAGAGACCUUCGUACUCCAGCAGGUCCAGAUCAUAUAGCCGCUCUCCGUUCAGCCGCUCUUACACUCGCUCUCGAUCCAGAUCCAGGUCCAGGUCAAGGUCUUAUUCAUACACCCCGAGUCGGUCGCGGUCCCGUUCACGUUCCCACGGGCGGCCAUAUCCUCGCUCUCCGUAUUCCCGACGCAACGGACGCAGUUAUGGACGCUCACGCUCAAGAUCUCGUUCCCGUUCAAGAUCAUACGGGUACAGGCGCUCUGGUUCACCGCGAACGUCUCCACCCUCCUUCCGUGGUGGAGGUUGGGAGGGGGCAGAAGGGGCAGGACCGUUCAGAUCUAGGUCACGUUCUCGCUCUCCGGGUGCAUUGCGGAGCCGCAGUCCCGGUGUACGAAAGCCACCACCACGAGAGCUGCAUGAACUGAAGGGACUAAGCCCCGCAAGUCAGGAGCGCUGGGAGCGGGACCGUUAUCGGCAGUGGGAGAGGGAGUACAGAGACUGGUACAACAAGUAUUACAAAGACUAUGAGAAUCAGCAUCAGGCAGUGCAUCAUAGAGGCCGUGGUAGCAGAGAAAGGGAACGGGACAGAGUGUCCCCCCUGCACAGAGAGUACUCCCCCCAAGGAAGAGGGAGGAGAGGGAGAGAUGAGAAAGCUGCACCAUCUCACAAUCCAUCAUCCUCAACAGGGACAAAGACCAGCACCAAGGUUCUCAAGACAAAGAAGGUAAAAAAGAAGAAAGCUGGGGAAGAACCUGAGCAAUCGCAGCAGUCCAUGGACACAGGCGACGCUACUCCAGUUAGAGAUGAGCCUAUGGAUGAAAUCCUGUCUCCAAAUAAAACACCCCACGUAUCCUCAAAACCACAAUCUGCCACCACUACCUCUAAGGCUCCUGCCUCUAAAAGCUCCACUGCAUCUGUCAAAACCUUGGUCAAGUCAACGUCCAAGACUGACAAGACCAAGAAGGAGAAGGCGCAGAAGGUAAAAGUCAAAGUGAAAACAGAGGCCUCUAAAGUUAAAAGCGACAAGGUGAAGAAGAAGACUGGUGAAACUGCAGUGACCAAAAAGAAGGACCCAUCUUCUGCUAAAACGUCAAAGCCCACCAAAGCCAAACCUGAAGAUGCCCACAACUCAACCGCUCCUAAAAAGGAGAAGGCUAAAAGCUCGUCUGUGAGACCUCCCCAGCCCAAGACACACCCACUGUUCUCCCAAGGUGUACUUGUGCCACAUCCUUCUCUCCACGAGAGCUUUCGACCUGGCAAUGAUAAUCGAGGCCGUAGAGACCCCCCACAUAGCGGCGGCCUCAUCCCCCUCACCCAUCAACAAGGGCUCACGUACCUCCACCGACCUCCAUCACCACUUGACAACAGGCGGAGGAUGGGAGAGGAAGGCCGUUCUUUACUUGGCUCUCCACCAGGAAAAUUGAGAAGACUAGAUGGACCUGGGAUUGGAGGCGAUGUCUUCUCACACCCACAUGCUGCUCAUCAGCCACCGCUCCAGAGAAUUUCACACCCAUCCGACAGAGCUGGUCUUCUUCCCAUUAUGGUGGGCCGCGAGAUGCUCUGGGCAGACAAAGACCGAGGACCUAUCAGACCUCUCAUGGAGGUUCCGGUGAAGCCUGUGACCCAGAGAAGCAUCCCGCUGAACAGGGAUCCUGGAAGAAAAGGCAACUCUGACAAUUCAACCUCUGACAAAUCUUCUGGUGCUGAGAAAACCACCACAGACCGAUCCUCUGUGGCCAACAACCCAGAUGCUGACAAACCCAGCAGUUCUUCUGAAAGUGUUAUCAAAAAGGAGUGGUCGGCUUCCUCUGACAGAGGCGUCUCUAGAGAAAAAGCUGGGGAGAAGUCAUCUGCCUCUGAUAAAGACUCUGACCGGAGCUCAGGUGCGGACAGAGAGCGGGAAAGUGCUUCUAGAGCGGACAGAGAGAGAGACAGAGCUUCAGAUCGAGGUCGGGAAAAAGCCUCACGAUCUGACCGAGACCAGGAAAAAGCCACAGAUCGAGGUAGGGAAAGAGCCUCAGGAUUGGACCGAGAUCGGGAGAAGGUUUUGGGACCUGACCGAGAUCGGGAUAGGACUUUAGGUUCUGACCGAGAUCGGGAUAGGACUUUAGGUUCUGACCGAGAUCGGGAUAGGACUUUAGGUUCCGACCGAGAUCGGGAGAGGACUUUAGGUUCCGACCGAGAUCGGGAGAGGACUUUAUCGGAUCGAGAAAAGGGUUCUGACAGAGAUCGUGAAAGGACUUCUGGGUCAGACCGAGAUCGGGACAGGGGUUCAGAUCGAAGCAGAAGUGUCGGUUCUGAAAAAGAGCGUGACAGAGUCUCUGUGUCGGCCUCACAGAAGGUAGCGGUCUCAGCAGGAAAGGAAGCCGAGGCUGGAGAUAAAUCACACAAGAUAGAGCGUAAGAACUCUGGCGGAAGUGCGUCUGUGAGAUCUGUUUGCCUGGAUGGAAUGACAAUUGGAGAAAAAUCAGCCAUCAGCAAGAAGCAGGAGAAGCCAAGCAGUUCCUCCAAGGAGAGAGAAGCCACGGAGAAAGCCCCAAAAUCUGACCGUGUUUCCAAGGAGAGGACAGAGAAGAGCCUGUCGUCUGGAAAGAAGCCAGAUGCUGCUCCCAGAGGGAAAGACGGUGAGACUACAACUGUGAGGACCAAGCCCAGAAUCAGUCGCAAGGUUUUAUCGAGCCAGCCUGCAAGCUCCACCAGGUCAACUCAAGAGACGAAACAGACUUCUGAGAAAGAGAAGAGUGAAUCUCCCACUAAUUCAGAGCAGCACCCACCUAGCACUGAGAGCCACAAUUCAAGCCCGACAAGUGUUACACAAGCCGGCCCGCUCGGAGAGGAACUGCUCAUUCAGGCGCCUCCUCGCUCUAAGUGGGAGAGGGAAGACGACGAGGAGGAGGAGGAGGCGGCGGCACAGGAGAAGGAAGCCAGCGCACCUAAGGAGCCCAUUCCUCAGAAGAGCCAAACAAGAGAGGCACAGACGGAUGCGCCCAAAACUGUCAAGAGUGAAGCUCGUGAGGUCACCCGAGAUGAGAAGAGAGUUUUGGCCAAGGAGGAGAAGAGGGUGCCUAAAGAGGAGAGCAAAGGCAGCAGACCCCCCUUGUCCACUUGUGAUAAACCCACUAAAGUUAAAAUUGUAAGAGAGGACAGGAAGGGAGGCAGACUGGAAAGGGGGUCCUCAACAAGAGAGGAUGGAAGAGGCAGAGGGGGAAGAGAGGAGGUUAAGGGGGGUGUUCUGAAGGAAGAGAGCAGGGGGUCUACGAAGGAGGAGCGAGGUGGGCCUGCAAAGGAGGAGAAGAGCAGGUCCUCGAAGGAGGAGAAGAACGGUGGACGGGAGAACCGAGGGCCAGAACCCAGGAGACAGCGCCUGUGCUCUGACCUGGCCCGCGAGACCGACGAGGCCGCCUUCAUCCCAGACUACAGCGAGGGAGAGGAGGGCUCCAGCGACUCCAACCCGGACAGGCGCACCCCCACGCCCUCGGCCAGCCAGCACUCAAACAGCGCCGAGCGGGACAACCGCAGUGACUCCACCGGCGCCGCUCCUGACAAGAAGCAGAAGAAGAAACACAAGAAGCACAAAAAACACAAAGAGCAGGAGAAGGAGGGCGAACACAAGGAGCACAAAAGACACAAGAAGCACAAGAAGCACAAAAUGCAGGACAAGGAAGGCGAACCUAAAGAGCACAAGCAAAAACACAAGAAGAAGAAACACAAAAAGAGCAAAGACAAAGUCACAGAAGACGCCAAGGUGGACAAAGCUGAGGAGGAGGAAGUGCCAGCGUCUUAACGUCCUGUGAAUUUGGACGGGAACGUCUGCCUCGGCUUCCAAAAAUCAGAUCAUGCCCUGACUUGUUGUGAAGGCUUGUUAGUGGAAAACCUUUAACGGCGCUUGAAGUGAUGGAAAUCAGGAUUAACUCAGGGAUGUGCAGACCCUCCAAUUGUACAUAACCAUCCAUUUGUUGCCUCCACCACCUCCCUGUGAAACGUGUAAAUGUACAGUUUCUCUCUUUGCGUUACUCUCCAUGACUUCACGUUCAGGACUUGGAACGUGUUCACCACCACCGCUUAAUGUGAACUUAUAGCUUGGCCAUGGUUGUCUCCAUAAAUGGGACUUAAGACUUUUCCAUUUCCCAUGUCAAAUGUAUCAGUCUUGCACUUAAGUUGGACAUUGGUGGGGUUUCCAGGUGUGGGUGCUUCUUCUAGGCUGAUCACGUGUAGACGCUACACUGGAUUCUAACACCUAGGGGAUGUUGAGGUGUCUUUGGCUUGGUUUGAAUGACUGCUAUUCUUACCGAUUAUGUUCCCCCUUUUUUAUUAAAAUGUUUUGACCUCAUAAGAAGAGAUUCUUUUUGUAUUCUUUUUCUUUUCAAUCGAACCUAGAAAGUCGUCAUUUCACUGUCCCCAGCCAAGAUGCCAUUGAGCCAUUUGAUGAUCUGCACAAUGAUGCUGCGCAAGGACUGAUGUCAACAAGUACAAUUCCAAUCACUUAACUCCUUGCAAACGAUACUUAGUCUACGUAUUACUUUCUGCCUCCUGUAAUGUGGAGAUUUGCUGCAUAGGAAAUAACAUACAUCCAUUUAAUCUGCCUAAAAAUAUUAACAAAAAAAGUUUCAACAAGAAUAAUUUGUUUUGCAUGCAGAAAAUGUGAAAUUAUUAUAAAUGAGGAAUGGAUGGGCUAAAUGAACUCAUGAACAUGGGUGAGGGAGAGCUUUGCCUUUAAGCUCAGCUCACUCUUCACAGCGGCCUGAUGCAGAGUCCGCAUCACUGCAGAUGCCAUACCAAUGCAUCCGCCUGUUGAUCUCCUUCCAUCCUUCCCUCAGUUGUGAACAAGACCCCAAAUGUGGAAAUACUGUACAUAGU
Molecule: messenger RNA, 7667 nt
Organism: Dunckerocampus dactyliophorus (ringed pipefish)
Lineage: Eukaryota; Metazoa; Chordata; Actinopteri; Syngnathiformes; Syngnathidae
Product: E3 ubiquitin-protein ligase RBBP6-like
Exons: 20
Coding region: 895-6594 (1899 amino acids)
Biological process (GO): ubiquitin-dependent protein catabolic process; protein ubiquitination; mRNA processing
Cellular component (GO): nucleus
Molecular function (GO): ubiquitin protein ligase activity; nucleic acid binding; zinc ion binding
Source: RefSeq, a predicted model, not a curated record